This is a messenger RNA of Coffea eugenioides, 776 nucleotides long. Its product is annotated as cytochrome B5-like protein. The record is from RefSeq and is a predicted model, not a curated record. Bases 267 to 623 code for a protein of 118 amino acids. Gene Ontology annotation, molecular function: heme binding. The transcript has 6 exons. Lineage: Eukaryota; Viridiplantae; Streptophyta; Magnoliopsida; Gentianales; Rubiaceae. Gene Ontology annotation, cellular component: membrane; intracellular membrane-bounded organelle.
CCCUCUUUCAACCCCAAACCCGCACGUGACUGUCUGGAACGCGGGCGCACCGCGCAAUACCAGCAGCCUUUUUCUUCCACUGAACUCUCUCAACUUGCAACUGGGCCUCCGCCAUUAGUCGCCGGCAACUCCACUGCGGAAAACGCGCCGGAAAAUCAACUAACCGAUUAAAAUACUCCACCCAACUGCAAUACAGAAUUCUGUGCUCUAUCUCGAACUUUUUCGCUCUACUUGGAGGCUUCAUAUUGAGCUAUAGAAGUUGGGGAAUGGAUAUUGCGGUAAUAACUUUGGUUUUGAGCUUCUUAUUGGGUUUGUUGCUUGUCAUCCCUCGGCUGCGAAAAUGUGGUGAUCAAGGGAAACAGGUACAUUCAAAUGCCAAUUCCAAGGCUUAUAAGACAUACUCUAAAGCUGAAGUUUCAUUGCAUAACAAGCGGGCAGACUGUUGGAUCAUCAUUAAAGAUAAGGUUUAUGAUGUUACCUCGUAUGUAGAAGAACACCCCGGUGGUGAUGCCAUCCUCGCACAUGCAGGUGAUGACUCAACGGAAGGCUUCUAUGGGCCACAGCAUGCUACCCGAGUAUUCGACAUGAUUGAAGACUUUUACAUUGGAGAUCUGCAAAACUAACAUUUGUCUAACGAUAAACAAGUAAUCCUAGGCUUAUCUGCCCAUAUGAGGCAUUUUCUGGUUGUGAUAAUCUUCUUGCUUUCAUUAUGUUGUGCCUUCGCAUUGUUUCCCAUUUUUCUGCUGCUGCUAUCCAACUAAUGCCUUUCAAGAUCA